AUGCCACCCGACCUCGACUUCCCACCUGCCUACCAUCCGGCGUUACGGCCAUGCUCUCCACCAUCACCAUUCUCCUCAUCACCUCUGAUGACCGAUAACCCAUUGCUCAACCACGUACCAGCGGCUUUUCACCUUCGCGAGACCACAUAUGCUCCGCCAUGCACAAGCACCGCACAGGCGAAAGCGGGUGCGGAGGUGUGUUUGAGCGACUCCGGUGCUAUGGGUGAUCGAAUGUCGAUGAUGACCGCAGGACGACGACUACGCGGCCGAGUGUUCGAUUGCGGUCGUGAGGAUACGUCAGCUGUUAUUGGAGGAGACAAGCAGGAUGAUGAAGACGGGACAGUGUUGAGUUACUUCUCCUCAUCUGAUGACGACGAGGAGGACAACGGAGAUCACGAUGCCAACGCCGAGGCAAGCACCCACGAUCACCGCGACUCAUCGGAGUCAGAAGACAUGGACGAUCUCGAAUUGUCCGGCGACGACGUGGAAGGAGACUUGGAGGACAGCAACCUUCGACCUCGUCGGCAAAACACUGACUCAUCGUACGAUCGUCCUGGCCAGCGCAUAUCCCACCCUUCCUCCUCAUUUCCUUCGCGGCACCGGCGAGAUCCUACACCAUACCCGAGCCGAGCUAAGCAACACACUCUAGUGGACGAACAAUAUGACGUUCUGAAGACACACGCUCACGGUGAUCGACGUUGUCUGUUGAGUGAGGCGAGACAACGGGAUGAGGCGAGCAAUAUCGGUGCUUGA
This is a messenger RNA of Zymoseptoria tritici IPO323, 753 nucleotides long. RefSeq lists its product as uncharacterized. The record is from RefSeq and is a predicted model, not a curated record. The transcript has 2 exons. Bases 1 to 753 code for a protein of 250 amino acids. Lineage: Eukaryota; Fungi; Ascomycota; Dothideomycetes; Mycosphaerellales; Mycosphaerellaceae.